AUGAGUUAUCGUCCUGGAUCUCCUUCUUAUCGCCCUGGCUCACCAGGAGGUCGUCGUCCCAUGUCUUCGUCUUCGACACACACCAGAGUGGAGGAAGAGCUUCAUGAAAUGGCCGGCAUUGAUUAUGACAAGGUCACCAUCAAACAUAAUCCAUCAGUGCCUGUGUUGUAUGAAGAAGCUCUUACGCAUGAAGUUGGUACUGUUAUUUCCUCCGCGGGUGCCUUGUGUUCGUACUCUGGCAAAAAGACAGGCCGUAGCCCCAAGGACAAGCGUAUCGUUGAAGAGGAUGAUUCUGGCAAAGACAUUUGGUGGGGUCCCGUGAACACCAAAAUGAGUGAACGCGUGUUCUUGAUUAAUCGUGAGCGUGCCAUUGAUUACCUCAACACCCAUCCUCGCCUAUACGUGUUUGAUGGUUUUGCUGGUUGGGAUCCCAAGUACCGUAAAAAAGUGCGUGUGAUUGCAUCUCGCGCCUAUCACAUUUUGUUCAUGCGUAACAUGUUGAUCCGACCUACCGAUGAGGAACUUGAAAACUUUGGUACACCUGAUUUUACGAUUUUCAAUGCUGGCGAGUUCCCAGCCAAUCGCUAUACCACCGGUAUGACGUCGACUACAUCUGUGUCGGUCAACUUUAAGCGUCAUGAAAUGGUCAUUCUGGGCACUGAAUAUGCUGGCGAAAUGAAAAAAGGGAUCUUUACAGUGAUGCAUUACUUGAUGCCUAAGGCAGGUGUCUUGUCAUUGCACUCAUCGGCUAACGAGGGUCCUGACGGCGAUGUAUCCUUGUUCUUUGGCUUGUCGGGUACCGGCAAGACGACAUUGAGUGCAGACCCCAAACGACGUCUUAUUGGUGAUGACGAACAUUGCUGGAGUGACAAUGGCAUUUUCAAUAUUGAAGGUGGAUGCUAUGCAAAGUGCAUUGACUUGUCAGCUGAAAAGGAGCCCGAAAUCUACAACGCUAUUCGCUUUGGUUCGGUGUUGGAGAACGUGGUACUCAAUGAAGAAUCCCGUGUCGUUGAUUACUCUGAUGACUUUUUGACUGAAAACACACGUUGUGCUUAUCCCAUUGAUUAUAUCCCCAAUGCCAAGAUUCCAUGUAUGGGUGGCCAUCCUAAGAAUAUCAUCUUGUUGACAUGCGAUGCAUUUGGUGUGUUGCCUUUGGUGGCCAAACUUACCCCUGAUCAAGUCAUGUAUCAUUUUAUCUCUGGCUACACGACCAAGGUGGCAGGAACCGAAGAUGGUAUCAGUGAACCCACACCCACUUUCUCAGCAUGCUUUGGUGCUCCUUUCCUUGUACUUCAUCCUCAAAAGUAUGCCACCAUGUUGGCCGACAAGAUGCACAAGCAUGAAGCAAAUGCAUGGCUCAUCAAUACUGGUUGGACUGGUGGUCGUGCUGGUGAUGUUAAGAGAUGCCCCCUCAAGUACACUCGUGCCAUCUUGGAUAGCAUCCACAAUGGUUCUUUGGCUGCUGGCGAGUUUGAAAACUAUGAAGUAUUUAACAUUGCCAUUCCCAAGCAUGUCGAAGGUGUUCCUCCUGAAAUGUUGCACCCACGCAAGUCUUGGAAGGGAUCUGCGGAUGAGUUUGACAAAUCUUUGAAGAAGGUGGCUUCCAUGUUCCAAGAAAACUUCCAAGAGUACAAGGCUGAAGCUACUGCUGAAACUUGCAAUGCAGGCCCAUCGGUGUAG
Lichtheimia ornata is the source of this 1680-nucleotide messenger RNA. RefSeq names its product phosphoenolpyruvate carboxykinase (ATP). The record is from RefSeq and is a predicted model, not a curated record. Gene Ontology annotation, biological process: gluconeogenesis. Lineage: Eukaryota; Fungi; Mucoromycota; Mucoromycetes; Mucorales; Lichtheimiaceae. Gene Ontology annotation, cellular component: cytosol. Gene Ontology annotation, molecular function: ATP binding; phosphoenolpyruvate carboxykinase (ATP) activity. Bases 1 to 1680 code for a protein of 559 amino acids. The transcript has 7 exons.